Molecule: messenger RNA, 363 nt
Organism: Ostreobium quekettii
Lineage: Eukaryota; Viridiplantae; Chlorophyta; Ulvophyceae; Bryopsidales; Ostreobiaceae
Source: the annotation of a GenBank genome assembly
AUGGCGAGUGGACAUUUGAAAACUUCGGAAAGGAGAAACUCUGGGAUGCAUGUGUGCCCCUCACCGCCUUUUCGAUUCAUGUGCGCUGUUGCUCUCUGUCAGUGCAGUCGUCGUUCAAAAGUGUGUCUGCGAUUUGCGCUUCCACUGCAAACCUGUACGCAGCUCUGCACUGGUGCACGGGCUGUCACUCCCAUGGAAGAGGCCCUUUGGUUCUGGCUCCCUUGCAGACUCUGCAACUUGGACAUCAUCAGCCGAGUGGCGCAGGUCAUAUGCUUCGCGUUCCAUGACUCCAAUCUCAUGCUGGAGUCCUGCAGCAAAGCCAAGGAGCAGAGGAAAAUUGUGACCCUUUUCUAUUUGGACUAG